Molecule: messenger RNA, 1024 nt
Organism: Drosophila suzukii
Lineage: Eukaryota; Metazoa; Arthropoda; Insecta; Diptera; Drosophilidae
Source: RefSeq, a predicted model, not a curated record
AAAAUCAAUACUUCCUGAACCCAUCUGUCAAUUUCGAAUUGUUUUUGUCUAAAUUGUAAAAAUUAGCUUGUUGUCACUUGCAACGUCGAGCGAAGAAAAACUCAGUAUGGAACCAACUAUACUACACAACCUUCGAAAGGUUGAAGAGUUCAAAACCUUCGAUCUGAGGUAUUUCCUGAUUAUCUACGCCAUCGUUGUCCUGAUGGUUCUGGGUGUUCCUCUGGCUUUUCUGCUGCAAAACAAGGGAUCGCCAUUCGAAAGGAAUCGUUUUCAACUGGAAGCCAAUCGUUUGGAGGAGGAUCGACCAAGGGGAGGAGAAGCCCGGCGACGAAACCGGGAUUCGAGUGCCUAAUAAGCUUUUAAUAUUGAUGUUGAUAUUCAGGGAAAUACAUUGAAUGCGAGGCAGCGGUCUGUUUGUAGUUUCUCCUAGUCUAUUCCCCCCAACCCCAAGUGUCUGGCCCGCUUGUGGCACACUCCAUAAGCGCUAAGCCCCCAUUCAAAAUGCACAUACAAAAAACCCGAGAAAUCUAAUGUAAAAUCAAUAAUAAUUACGGCGAGUAGGCCAUCGGCGGUUGGGUCACGUCAACCGAUUCGGACACUUGUUGCAUACGAAAACAGGAGGAAGUCCGUUGCAGUUUUGGCUCGCGAGCGUCGACGGCCGAGUGUCAGCCGAGAUACAAGAUACGAGAUACUCAGAUACACAGAUACGCAGAUACUUGCCUUUUAUUUGGGAUGGUCAAACAGACAGACGGACAGGCUUGAAAAUUUAGCCCCAACAUGUGCAAUGUGCAACGGCAAACAAUUAGGGCGACGUGUGGCAGAUGUUUUUCCUUCUCGAAAGCAGGACUCUUAAAAAAUCAGAGGGAUGCGCGGAGAAGUGGCUACACUAACAGGCCAGUUCCACAGGCAAAACUACCUGCCGUUGUUGUCCUUUCAAAAAAUAUAAGAAGGAAUAUGUAUACAUGUGGAAGAAACCCAUAGAAAGCCAAGCCAGGUGCAGCUGGAAAACUGGCAAAAAGAGUGG